GGCACAUCCCAUCGCUAACAGCCGAGUAACUUCAGCCAUCCACUGUGUUCGCCAGCUGACAGUGGAUUCAGAGACGCUUCCAGCUUGUGAAGCUGUGUUGACUAAACGCCGAUACAGGACGUAUCUGAAAGAGCACUGACGGACCUGAGUCUGGGGGCGUUUCUUUGAAUGCAGAAUGUGGGGUAUUUGCAGCAGAACUAUGGUGAAGGUGGGGAUGGCGAAACCCUGUGGCUUGAUGAAACCCUGUCACUUGGUGAAGCCUGUAUCAGCGACUCGGGUCACUGGCAGAUACUUGACCCAUCAGAAGGGGCUGCCCAAUCUGCCUGUCCCCCCUCUGCAGCAGACCUGUGAGCGCUACAUCGCCGCUCUGGAGCCCAUCCUGGAGGUGGACGAGAUGAAGCACACUAACGAGCUGGUGGAUGAGUUUCAGAAAGCAGGAGGGGUUGGAGAGAGACUGCAGAGAGGUCUGGAAAAGAGGGCACGCAACACUGAGAACUGGUUGUCAGAGUGGUGGGUGAAGGUUGCUUAUCUUGAAUACCGAAUGCCUGUGGUGGUUCAUUCAAGUCCUGGGUUGGUGUUGCCCCGCAUGAACUUCAGGGAUAAGCAGGGACAAAUUAGGUUUGCUGCCAAGCUUAUAGCAGGUGUGCUGGACUUUAAGACAAUGAUUGACAAUGAGACACUACCCAUUGAAUAUCUGGCAGGGAAGCCCCUGUGUAUGAAUCAGUACUAUGAAGUACUGUCGUCCUGUCGGAUCCCUGGUCUGAAGAGAGACUCAGUGGUGAACCACGCCAAGAGCUCCAGGCCUCCCAGACACAUCACUGUAGUACACAACUUUCAGUUCUUUGUGUUGGACGUGUACAACAGUGAUGGAACUCCACUGACAGCCGAUCAGCUCUGCGUCCAGCUGGAGAGGAUUUGCAGCUCGUCACUUCAGACCAACACAGAGCCUGUCGGCAUCCUCACUACCCAGCAUCGCGACUCCUGGGGCAAGGCUUACGUCAACCUCAUCAAGGAUAAGACCAACCAAGAAUCAGUGUCAGCUAUCCAAAGGAGCAUAUUCACACUGUGUUUGGAUGGAGCGAUGCCUCGAGUGUCCGAUGAGACGUACCGCAGCACUGCUGCCAUCCAGAUGCUGCAUGGAGGAGGCAGCCAGUGGAACAGUGGCAACCGCUGGUUUGACAAGACACUGCAGUUUAUUAUUGGAGAGGAUGGGACGUGUGGCGCAAACUACGAACAUGCUCCAGCUGAGGGCCCACCCAUAGUUGCCUUGAUCGACCAUGUUGUAGAAUACACGAGGAAGCCAGAGACGAUUCGGUCUCCCAUGGUGCCUUUGCCCAUGCCCCGGAAACUACACUUCAACAUCACACCUGAGGUCAGGAAGGACAUUGAGGAAGCCAAGAACAGCAUGAACAUCCUGGCUCAAGACCUGGAUAUGAGGGUCAUGGUAUUUGGCCAUUUUGGGAAAAAUGUUCCAAAGGCCCACAAGAUGAGCCCUGAUGCCUUCAUACAGAUAGCGCUACAGCUGGCUUACUACAGGAUGUACCGGCGCUGCUGUGCCACAUAUGAAAGUGCCUCCCUGCGUAUGUUCAGAUUGGGCCGUACAGACACAAUCCGAUCAGCUUCAAGUGCCUCAGCUGCCUUUGUCAAGGCCUUUGAUGACCCCAGCAAACAGAACACAGAGAAGGUUGCUCUAAUGGUGAAAGCAAUAAAAGCACACAGGUCAUAUACCAACAUGGCAAUCAGUGGCCAGGCCAUUGACAGACACCUCCUGGGCCUUAAGAUGAUAGCUGCUGAGGAAAAACUCACCAUGCCAGAUAUCUUCACAGACACUGCCUACGGCAAAGCCUUACACUACCAGCUAUCUACAAGUCAGGUACCAUCCAAGACUGACUGCGUCAUGUGUUUCGGCCCUGUUGUGUCCAACGGAUACGGUGUGUGCUACAAUCCUAUGGACGAUCACAUGAAUUUUGCAGUGUCGUCUUUCAACACCUGUGAAGAAACGAAUGCAGCACAUCUGGCUCAGGCCAUGGAGGAUGCACUGUUAGACAUGAGGACACUGCUGGAACGAACCCCAGCAGCCAAACUGUGAUGAAGUGGAUGCUGCAGGGCUAGUGUCAAUGAUGACUCUAAUGAGUCCCACUUUAUAGUAAUACCACUCUUACAGUGAUUGAGUGACAUUUGGAUAAUUGGACCCACACCUGGUGUAAGUCUACCAACCUCCUGUUGGUGGCGUUGGUAGUGUGGACCAGUGUUCUGUUUUUCCUGUUGUUGAGCACCAUCAUGCACUUAAAAUGAUGCUGUGUAAUGACUGAGCGGUGCUGUUCCUCUGGUGGUACAAUGCACAAGUACAUUAAAUCUAAAUAAUUCUG
Messenger RNA from Chelmon rostratus (copperband butterflyfish), 2369 nucleotides. It is a transcript of the gene crata, whose product is annotated as carnitine O-acetyltransferase a. The record is from RefSeq and is a predicted model, not a curated record. The transcript has 14 exons. Gene Ontology annotation, cellular component: peroxisome. Gene Ontology annotation, molecular function: carnitine O-acetyltransferase activity. Gene Ontology annotation, biological process: carnitine metabolic process, CoA-linked. Bases 176 to 2089 code for a protein of 637 amino acids. NCBI's taxonomy places the organism in Eukaryota, Metazoa, Chordata, Actinopteri, Chaetodontiformes, Chaetodontidae.